GGUCCGGGACUGGCUAGCCCGUGUUCACAGGCGCCACCGUCCACUGUCCGGCCCUGCGCAGACUCUCCAGUAGAGGCGAGUCGCGUGCCGCCCGGAGCCGGUCCCCAUCGCAGGACACAGAUCCUGUGCCGUGGGGGCUCCUAGCUCCCUCGCCCUACGAGCUCCCCGCCGCAGCCAGUGGUGCCGACUCUGCUCCAGCUACCCUGUUGCUGCGCCCCGCCCGGCUAGGAAAAGUUUCUGGAGUUGUCAAUCGCGGUCGCUGCGAAUCGAGGUGCAGAGUCCUGGCAGUGGGGCUCGUACCCGGCGCAGCCUGGGGCAUGCGACGCGGGGGCGCGGCCCGGUGACGCCGCGGGCGGGGACCUUGCGCCCCGGCGGCCGACGCGCGGCUGUGGGCCGUGGGUAGCGCGGGGACCCGGACGCACGGGGACGCGGUCAUGGAGGAGGACGCGGGAGCUGCUGGCCCGGCCCCGGAGCCGGAGCCCGAGCCCGAGCCCGAGGUGGAAGCCGCGCAGGAACCUGAGCCGGAGGCCGGCACCUCCGAGGCGUUCUCCCGCCUCUGGACGGACGUGAUGGGCAUCCUGGAUGGUUCCCUGGGAAACAUUGACGACCUGGCGCAGCAGUAUGCGGAUUAUUACAAUACCUGCUUCUCGGAUGUUUGUGAGCGGAUGGAGGAGCUUCGGAAACGGAGAGUUUCCCAGGACCUUGAUAUGGAGAAACCCAACGCCAGCCCCACGCCACUUCAGCUGCGGUCCCAGCUCGAAGAGUCCCUUGGCUUCUGCAGCGCCGUGUCAACUCCAGAAGUGGAAAGAAAGUACCCUCUUCAUAAGUCAAAUUCGGAAGACGGCUGCGUAGGAAAAGGAGAUUGGAAGAAGAAAAAUAAGUACUUCUGGCAGAAUUUUCGAAAGAACCAGAAAGGAAUAAUGAGACAGACCUCAAAAGGAGAAGACGUGGGCUAUGUGGCAAGUGAGAUAACGAUGAGCGAUGAGGAGCGGAUUCAGCUAAUGAUGAUGGUCAAAGAAAAGAUGAUCACCAUAGAAGAAGCACUUGCUAGGCUGAAGGAGUACGAGGCCCAGCACCGGCAGUCAGCUGCCUUGGACCCUGCAGACUGGCCCGAUGGCUCCUACCCAACACUGGACGGCUCGUCCACCUGCAACUCAAGAGAACAAUCGGAUGAUGAGUCGGAGGAGUCGGUGAAGUUUAAGAGGUUACACAAGCUGGUAAACUCUACCCGAAGAGUCAGGAAGAAACUGAUCAGGGUGGAAGAAAUGAAAAAGCCCAGCACUGAAGGUGGAGAGGAACAUGUGUUUGAGAAUCCGCCCGUCCUGGACGAGAGGUCCGCACUCUACUCUGGAGUGCACAAAAAGCCAUGUUUCUAUGAUGGCUCCUCUGAGAAGCCUCCGGAAGAUGAUUCAGAGUCUCUCACCCCAUCUCCAUCGUCUAGCAGCCUGGAUACUUGGGGAGCUGGCCGGAAGUUGGUCAAAACAUUCAGCAAGGGAGAAAGUCGGAGCCUGAUUAAGCCCCCUAAGAAGAUGGGGACAUUCUUCUCCUAUCCAGAAGAAGAGAAGGCCCAGAAAGUGUCCCGCUCCCUCACAGAGGGGGAAAUGAAGAAAGGUCUUGGGUCCUUGAGUCAUGGGGUAAGUACGGACGGUGUUUUCUUCUAUGACAACCAUCGGCGUAGGCACCACUUUCUGGUGUCCUUGGAGGAGGUGCAGAGUGUCCGUAAGCAAAUCCGCUUGAAGAAAACGGAUACUAAUUACUCCUGUUCCAGAACUUUUCUCUGCCAGCGUCCCUCCAGAAAAGGAGUCAAUGGCACCAACUGUGACCUGCUGCCCCGGCAGAAGCCCAAGGGGGGCGGCAGCUGCGGCUUCCCUGGCAGGAGGGGCCGAGGGCGCACCUCGGUCAGCGAGUUCAAUAUCACCUACGUGGUGGAGCGGAGUCUCUACAGCCACCUGAACCUGACCCAGCUCGUGCGUCCUGCUUCAGACAGGACGCUGAGCAAGGCUGAGAAGCAGGACCUGAGGCGGUGCUUGCUGGAGGAGGAUGAGGAGGCAAAGAGGAAGUGGGCUGCCACGGUGGACCGCUGUACUAAAAGGGUUCUCUUGAGAAUUCACCAGAAGUCCAGAACUUGCAGUUUCGGUGGAUUUGACCUGACGAACCGCUCUCUGCAUGUUGGCAGUAAUAACUCUGACCCUAUGGGUAAAGAGGGAGAUUUUGUGUACAAAGAGGUAAUCAAAUCGCCGAUGGCCUCCCGCAUCUCUCUUGGGAAAAAGGUGAAGUCGGUGAAGGAUACAAUGAGGAAGAGGAUGUCGAAGAAAUACAGCAGCCCCGUCUCCGAGCAGAACUCAGGACUUGAGGGAAUGCCCGGCUCUCCUGCCUCAGUAAAGCCUGAUUCUGAACACGCGGACAAGCCCAAGCUCAAAGCCGGGGGCUCUGUAGAAAGCCUUCGGAGUUCUCUGAGCGGCCAGAGCUCAAUGAGUGGUCAGACCGUGAGUACCACCGAUUCCUCCACCAGCAACAGGGAAAGCGUCAAGUCGGAAGAUGGUGAUGACGAAGAGCCACCCUACCGGGGUCCCUUCUGUGGCCGUGCCCGAGUGCACACUGACUUCACCCCCAGUCCUUAUGACACAGACUCUCUGAAGCUCAAGAAAGGAGACAUCAUUGAUAUAAUCAGCAAGCCACCCAUGGGCACCUGGAUGGGGCUCUUGAACAACAAAGUCGGCACGUUCAAGUUCAUCUACGUGGAUGUGCUGAACGAGGAAGAGGAGAAGCCCAAGCGGCCUGCCAGGAGGAAGAGGAAGGGAAGACCACCCCAGCCGAAGUCUGUGGAGGAUCUCCUGGAUCGGAUCAACCUCAAAGAACACAUGCCCACUUUCUUGUUCAAUGGCUAUGAAGACCUGGACACCUUCAAGCUCCUGGAGGAAGAAGACUUAGAUGAAUUAAAUAUCAGGGACCCAGAACACAGAGCAGUGCUCUUGACGGCGGUGGAGCUGUUACAGGAAUAUGACAGUAACAGUGACCAGUCUGGGUCACAGGAGAAACUGCUGGUGGACAGCCAAGGCCUGAGCGGAUGUUCCCCACGAGACUCCGGAUGCUAUGAAAGCAGUGAGCACUUGGAAAAUGGCAAAACUCAAAAACCCAGCGUGCUGUCUACCAAGUCGUCCACAGAGUCCAACUUGAAGUCUUUCAACAGGAGCCAGCCAGGCAAUUACCCGACAUUGCCGUUAACAAAAUCAGUGGAGGUGCGCCAGCAGGGAGAGGAAGGCAGGUUGGGCCGAGGUCUAGCCCCGGACACUGCCCAGUGCGGAGAUGUGCCCUGUGGGACUGGUUCGAAUAAAAACCGAAGGAGCCUCCCUGUCUCCAUCUGUCGCAGCUGUGAAACCCUGGAGGGUCCUCAGUCCGUGGAAAGUUGGCCCCGAUCCCAUUCCCUGGAUGACCUUCAGGGUGACGCUGAUGCCGGCAACGAUGUACCUACCAAGGUGCAGGAAGCCUGUCCUCAGAACGUACCGGAAGUGCCACAAAAGACGUCUGCCUGUUCCUCCGAGGCUCAGCCCCGAGGCAGAGAUCCUACUGCGGAAGACGGGAUGCUUCUGACCCAAAGCAAGGGAUUUUCUGAGCCCCCAAAAAUGAUGGCUAAGAAACUGGAUGGCCCCACAGUGACCUCUAAUCUUGGCGUAUCUCCUCCUCAGUGUGUUCCCAGAAAUUUAGAGGCUCAGCCUCCAGUUAAACCUGGCUUAAUAAGGACGUCUCUUGAGGGUCACAGAAAAGGACAUGACCACCACCCCCUGGGCACCAAAGAAGGGGUAGAUGGGGAACAGAGCGCCCCUGAGACCAGGACACAGCCCAGACAUCCAUCGCAGCCCCCACCUGUGCCUGCCAAGAAGAAUCGAGAGCGCCUGGCCAAUGGCUUGCACCUGGUCCCCAGCCUGGAGGCGCCCACCCUGCCGCUGAAGAAGGCCAGCCCUGCCAGUCCUGUCAGCCCCUGUGACUGCCCCUCUCCCCGGGAGCCCAGGCCUCCCUCGGGAACUGAGCCGGGCAGCCCAACCUGUGCGAGACCUCCGCCGUGGCUGGCAGAGCUGCCCGAGAGCACCAGCCUGCAAGAGCAUGGUGUGAAGCUGGGCCCAGCGCUGAGCAGGAAGGUUUCCUGCGUCCGGGGCGUGGACCUGGAGAUGCUCACCGAGAACAAGCUGCAAGCUGAGGGCAUUGAUCUCACCGAGGAGCCCUACUCUGAUAAGCAUGGCCGCUGUGGGAUCCCUGAAGCUCUGGUGCAGAGAUAUGCCGAAGACUUAGAUCAGCCUGAGAGGGACGUUGCCACCAAUAUGGACCAGAUCCGGGUGAAGCUACUUCGGAAGCAGCAUCGUAUGGCGAUCCCAAGUGGCGGGCUGACGGAAAUCUGCAGAAAGCCCCUCUCUCCUGGAUGUGUUGCCUCUCUGUCGGAUUGGCUCAUUUCCAUUGGCCUGCCCAUGUACACCAGCACCCUUUCUGACGCAGGGUUCAGCAUGCUGAGCCAAGUGCCUUCCCUGUCCCCCACUUGCCUUCAGGAGGCCGGCAUCACAGAGGAGAGACACAUAAGGAAGCUCAUAUCCGCAGCCAGACUCUUCAAACUGCCACCAAGCCCUGAGGCCAUGUAGCCAAGCCUACCAUGGCCCUCCUUGGACAAGAGCCAGCCUUCCACUGUGCUUGCAAAGCUGAUACAAUCCCUCUAAAUCUGCUGGGGUUGACCUGAUCCAGAAGGAAAGACCCCACGUGGGGCUCCCAGACCAGGAUUGGUACCAGAACCGAGGAAAAAGUACCCCUCCAUGCCAAGGAAAUCGGUGUGGUUCUCUUCCAUCCCCAAAGGCAAGACAAGCACUUAGUUUUGUUUUCAGACACAGAAGAGCCAAGAUGCCAACUUAAUUGCGAACACGGUGUAUCCAGUCUGUCUUUGUGCUGGCAGAGGGGCUAGAAGAGGGCAAGGCAGCCCGCUCGUGUCUGAUGGUGCCCUUGGCCACCUGUCGGUCACCCCGCUGGAUGCCGGAGCCCGAUGGGCUGAGCGAGCUAGGCCAAAGCAACAGACUCUGAACUUACUGUCCACUAUUGCCCAGACUCCUCCGUUCAGAAGUGAGAGCGGAGGACUACACCAGGAGCGGGACAGCCCUGCUCUCCUGUAGAUAAACAAGAGACAUUUUAAUUGCUUUCUAGCAAUUAGCUUUUGUUUGCCUUAAUAUAAACUUUUAAUCAGUUAUCUAUCUAGUGUCCGCAACCCUUAACCCUAGUUCCAGAUCUUCAGCUUAGACUGCCAUCUAACGUAUUGGGGGUGUUUUCAGCAAAAAUAGCCUUUUUUUUUUUAACAGUCUCGUUCUAACCUGGUUUAUUUUAUAGGGGUGACUACCAGGCCCACAUUUCACGUUGGCUUUUAGCUUUUAAACUAACCACAAUUUCAGUACAAGUCCAUCUGUACUCACAGAGGGGCACGUAUGUUCACGUGAGCACGUGUGGAACGGCCCUUCAUCCCACGCUCUUUAGUGAGUGCCCGUCGUGGUGGCCACGAUGCAGUGGUGGCCACGAUGCAGUGGUGGCCACGGUGCCGCAGCAUUUACACGGAAUCCUGACCACGCCCAUUCCAAAACCCGGUCUCAGCUAGUGGAUGACCUCGGCAGAAAGUCAUUGUCGUGUUGCGUAUCUCAGAAAGAUUUUUUUUUUCUAAAAAGGGAAGUAGUUACAUGCAGUUUGUUGGUUUGUUGUUUUACUUUUUUUUUCCUUUUUGGCCAGUUCUACAAUUGUUUUUUAUCUCUCAUUUGUUACUUAGAUAAUUAUUUUAACUCAAAGGUUCAUCAUGGAGCCAGACAAGCCACAUUGGCUGUGUGUUCAACUCUGCAUCUUUUCAACUGUUCUUCCAGCUGUGAUUCAGUGUAAUCUCUCCUCUUCUUGUCUGAUGUCUGGUUUCCUAGUAAUCGGCAGACUUAGACAGAUGCCUGGUGCCAUCGGUUUGCCAUGCAGUGUUUUUCUCUCAAGCAUCAUGUGAAGGCUCAAGUUUUCACAGAGGCGCUUUGAACACAGCCUGGAUCAAAAGUCCUCUGAUAUGUCACUAGAUCAUUAGAACACGAUUUCCCUCAGGAGAGGAGGGCAAGUGGUUUUCUUAAUAACAAAACCAGCCCGACCAUGGGCUUCAUAUGGCUGAAGCCCUGGCUCUGAGGAAAGGGACAUUCUCAGGUGAUGUCUUUUUUAUUUUAUUUUAUUUUUCACACUUCGAUAUGCAUUUAAAAUAACACUAUGUUCCCUCAGUCUCACUCACCUUCUGUAAGAUGCCGUGGGAAGAAGUCGAGACAAGUUGGACUAAAAAGGCAAAGCCCCCGGAUUCCUAUUGGACUCUUAAAGAAAGACCUCAUGCUUGGCCCCCUGGGUGGUGGCCAAGCCUCCCUCAUGGGUGGGGAUGCAGGGUUCUCAGCCAGCUACAGCAUCUGGGUUGUUUCACGUGCUGGUGUGGGACUGGUGUUCAGAAACAGGCGUCUCAUGCUUUUGAAGUAACCCUGGCCUGACGUCGUAAGAGAUUCUGCUCACGAUUUUAGCUGAGUAAAGAGACAAGAAAAAGUCAUGUUAGCGGUACCAAGGGAGAAGGAGAAAUCUCACGUGAACUUCCAAGGUUUAGCCCAUUCUCAGUGUAGGGUUUUUUCUUUUCAGUCAAACUAGCACCAGAGGUCUUGAGAAAGCCAAACAAUAUUUUUAUCACUCUGGAAAUCAUUGCCUUUGCAUGGAAAACAAAUUCAGGGACCAUGAAUUUAGUGUGAAUGUCUGAAGGGGCUGAGGUGGUGUCUCUCUCUCUCUCUCUCUCUCUCUCUCUCUCUCUUUCUCUCUCUCCCUUCCAAUAUAUCUGUAGUGUUUGUUUUUUCUUUGCUUUUAACAGUUCAUUUGGUUUGAAUAAAGCCUGAAUGUUGGUGUGUGGCCCUGAGGUGGCCUGGGGCUAUCCCUAGGGCUGUGAGUGGACAGGUGGCAGGCUUUAGCAAUAUCCAGUUUUGAUCAGUUGCAUUUGGUACAGAAUUUUGAGUGACGGUGAAACUUGUUGUCUUUGGAAAGCACAAAAGAAAGCUGGAAAGGCAUUUCGGCUCAGGUAGCUACCCAGAAUGUGUGUGAUUUGUGCGUCUCAGCUGUCCGCAGAGAAAGCAGCUGCCCAAACUUCGAUUUACAUUCCCAGAUGAUAAGAGCAAAUAGCUUUUCAUGGCCUUGCAUAGUUGGGGGCCCUUUUCUCUGUCCUGACCCCAGGUGUGGAUGAAAUUGGAAAUGAUUCCUCUGUGAGAAGUGUUUCCCCGACACAGCCUAGUGUGUUCCACAGGUGCAGCGGAGCUGAGGUCGAUUCCCAAAUCGCUGCUGUGUGCGGGCUGAGUGAGGUUCCAGAAAAGUCUAACUGUCUUGUGUCCAAGUUAUCUUGAUUUUUAAAUUGAUAGAAAAGAAAAACAAACUGUCGAGCAAGUUAUAUGACAACUAACAACAUUGCACUUUCUGUAUAUGAAAUCAAUAUUUAAAUAACUUAUUUUUCUCCAUUGCUGUUCUUAAACCUUGUAAGUAGCUGUAAUAUACCAAUACCAAUAUGGUCUUGCAAUUGCUUCAGCCCAAGAAAGCUGUGUAUUGUUUUAAAAUUUGUACAAACAAAUUAUUGUGAUGAUCCAUUUAGAAGAAGAAAGGCGGACAGGAGGGUUUUCCUGCGCAUCAAACUUGUCUAUAAUUAUGUCAUCUAUGUACUUAGGGGAAAAGCAAAUAAAUUUCUUCAGUUGAG
This is a messenger RNA of Microtus ochrogaster (prairie vole), 7747 nucleotides long. RefSeq names its product SAM and SH3 domain containing 1 (gene Sash1). NCBI's taxonomy places the organism in Eukaryota, Metazoa, Chordata, Mammalia, Rodentia, Cricetidae. The record is from RefSeq and is a predicted model, not a curated record. Gene Ontology annotation, molecular function: mitogen-activated protein kinase kinase kinase binding. Gene Ontology annotation, biological process: positive regulation of JUN kinase activity; positive regulation of non-canonical NF-kappaB signal transduction.